AAAAAAGAAGACAUAGCAGAAGUAGAAGAAGAAAAAAAACACACACACACACACACACCAUUGAUGAGUCUAUCCAAGCGAUCCCAUCUCAUGGAUCCCAUCUCCGCCUCCCUCAUCCUCCGCGAGUACUCCAUCUUCAAGCCUUCUUCACCUCCAUGCUACUCCCCCCUCGUUGACAUUGUUGAUGAUGAGCUCGCCUUCGCCCUCGACCUAGUAAGCCCCAAGUUUCCCUCCGUCUUCGACCUUCCGGUCAUCUCUCCGCUUGACUUCUUCGAGGGCGCGACCGAUCUCGUUCAGUUCAACCGCGCUUCGUCGCAUUUCCGACGUUUGCACGAUCGGGCUGAGACAGAGCUCCACCUCCGGAACCUCAGCGACCGCGUCGCGGCGCUGGAGAUCGGGUUCGACCUGGCGAUGAAGCCAAAACCGGCAGAUCAGGAGCGCAAGUACAAGUGGACGGCAGAGAUCAAGGGUCCCAAGGGGGAGGGUUUUGAUCGGAAGUACAAACUGACGGCGGUGAAGGGCGCGGCGCAGAAGAACGUCAAAUGGACCGCUGAGAUCACAGGAAAGGGGAAGGACGCACCCAUGACUCGCACUUACACAUUCCAGGCGUCCACUGUGCCGUCUGAGGCCAACAAGGAGAAGCAUAACAAAGUGGAAAUGGGGAAAAAAGAGGCUUCCUCCGGCAAACGGGUGGUGGAGAUCGAGGAACCUGUGAAUCGUGGGGCCAUUGUCUUGAAGCAGGCUUUUGCAAAGAGGGCCUUUGAUCAUAGCAAGGGCAAGAGGAAGGAGCUAUCACCACAGGAUGCUGCUUUGAUAAUUCAGAUGAGUUUUAGAGCUCAUCUAGUCCGCCGCUCUCAAGUUCUUCGUGGUCUUCGUGAUCUGGCAGUUGCAAAAGCUAAGCUGAAGGAAAUCAGAGCUCUGUUUUCCAAUUACUCGUAUCGCCGUCGCAUUGAGGUUGAUGCUGAAGAACGCCAGAGGUUCUCUGAGAAAAUCAUUGUUCUCCUCCUGACUGUUGAUGCCAUAGAGGGACUGGAUUACAUAAUUCGGGCUGCGAAGAGGUCAAUGGUUGUAGAACUGGAAGGUAUGCUGGAGGUGGUGGACCCUCAACCACUUGGAAAGCUGGGGUCGAUGAAGCGCAGGCAAUUUGACUUACCCACUGGUGGAUCCAUCUCGAGGGAAAUGGCAAUGGGUGUGGCAGAGGUAGUUCAGAUGCUUGAUGAGGAGGACAACCAUGGCAAUACUCUGUCGGGUGUUUCUUUGUAAACCAGGGAAGUAGAGUUCAUCUUGUGUGCUACACAAACUUGCUGCUGAUUGCUAAACUUGUGUUGGUGUGAUGUGGAUCACUGGAUCUAAUUUUGGGCCUGUCUAUUGCCUCAUUUCUGUCUCAGUUACUUGGGUUUUACUUAUUUGUAGCGGAUGUGUUAUUAUGUCUGGAUCCUGUAGGCACGUUAGGGGGUAGACUGAUUUUCUUAAAUUUUCAGUGUUUUAGUACUCUUUUAUUUCUCGGAUAUCAGAUUGGAGUGUUAUCAA
Molecule: messenger RNA, 1530 nt
Organism: Dioscorea cayenensis subsp. rotundata (Guinea yam)
Lineage: Eukaryota; Viridiplantae; Streptophyta; Magnoliopsida; Dioscoreales; Dioscoreaceae
Product: BAG family molecular chaperone regulator 7-like
Exons: 3
Coding region: 64-1263 (399 amino acids)
Biological process (GO): protein folding
Cellular component (GO): plasmodesma
Molecular function (GO): protein-folding chaperone binding
Source: RefSeq, a predicted model, not a curated record